Molecule: messenger RNA, 393 nt
Organism: Phialemonium atrogriseum
Lineage: Eukaryota; Fungi; Ascomycota; Sordariomycetes; Cephalothecales; Cephalothecaceae
Exons: 2
Coding region: 1-393 (130 amino acids)
Source: RefSeq, a predicted model, not a curated record
AUGCGCCCAUCAGCCCUCAUCCUCGCCGGCCUCGCGGGCAGCACCGCCCUCGCCGCCGCCGAGAUCACCCUCUCCAACGGCGCGACGACCACAAUCGGCCUCCCGGCCUGGCCCUCCUCGUCCGACUCAGCGGGCGGCGGCACCGUCGUGAUCGGCUCCGACACCACCACCACGACCGUCUACCCCUCGUCGAGUGACGUCGUCUCGUCGGCUAGCAACUCUCUUGUUGCGGCCCCAUCAACCGAGCCCCACGGCAACGCGACGGCGAGCAGCUCCGCCACGGCCACGACGUCGCCGGUGGCCGUGCCGACCGCAUCCGCGGACCGGCUUGCGCUCGAGGGCCCGACGAUGAGCCUAGUGGUGUUUUGCGUUCUGGGGCUGUUUAUGCUCUGA